Molecule: messenger RNA, 744 nt
Organism: Spodoptera frugiperda (fall armyworm)
Lineage: Eukaryota; Metazoa; Arthropoda; Insecta; Lepidoptera; Noctuidae
Product: cuticle protein-like
Exons: 3
Coding region: 111-644 (177 amino acids)
Source: RefSeq, a predicted model, not a curated record
GUGGUGGAAUUUCUUUCGAGCUCACUUUAGUAUUUAAACUGUUGUCGUUAGUCCAAACGUAUCAUUCACUCUUCUUUUCUACAACAAGAAACACCAACAAACCAAUCAAAAUGUGCAAACUGAUCAUCCUCGCUGCCCUCUUCACCAUCGCGGCUGCUAAGCCCGGUAUCCACUCUGUGGCUUACUCCGCACCUCUGGUGGCGGCACCAGUGGCUGCUGCUUACACUGCUCCGGUAGCAGCGGCGUACACCGCCCCAGUAGCGGCCGCGUACACCGCCCCAGUAGCUGCUGCCUAUACCGCCUCCGUAGCAGCUGCAUACACCGCUCCCGUGGCCGCUGCCUACGCCAGCCCCUACGCUGCUGCUUACACUGCACCAGUCGCUGCCUACGGUGCCUACUCCGCUCCUCUAGUCGCCGCUGCCUACAGAGCCCCAGUCCUGCUCAAGCUGAUCUUCGUCGCUCUCCUGGCUUUCGCCUCAGCGAAGCCGUUGGUACUGAGCUACAGUGCUCCGGUAGCCGCGGCGUACACUGCGCCAGUAGCCGCUGCCUACACCGCACCCGUCGCCUACUCCGCCUACAGCGCCUACUCGCCUGUAGCCUACUCCGCCUAUACCUACGCUUCCCCGUACUCUUACUACAUUUGAACGCAUAGAUCUUAAAAUGAGGAAUUUAUUUAUUUACCAUUGAUCUUCAAACCAUGACAUUUUAAUAUAGUUGUUAUUAAAAUACAGUCAUCUACGCCAA